Molecule: messenger RNA, 738 nt
Organism: Entrophospora sp. SA101
Lineage: Eukaryota; Fungi; Glomeromycota; Glomeromycetes; Entrophosporales; Entrophosporaceae
Source: the annotation of a GenBank genome assembly
AUGGAUACAACAAAUCUAGUAAAUUGUGAAGUCACAACAAUACUAAAUGACGCAUCUCAAAUAUCGUCGUCGUCGUCAUCUGUAGCUGAUGCCGAUGAAGAUCUAAUUUCAAAGCUUACACAAUUUGAAUCGAAUUUAAUAGGAUCAAAUGUUAUUUAUUAUAUGAUUAAAAGAAGAGUAGAACUAGAUAAAAUAAAUGAUUUUUUGGAAAAUAAUUGGAGCAAAUUUGUAAAUUUGAAAAUUUUUUCUAAAUCUUCUUUUAACGACCGUGAUGGUGAUAGAAAAAGAAAAUAUUGUGAAAAGGUUUUUUCUGAAUAUUUUAUGUCAGUAACUGAGUUGGCGGUAUUUUUAAAAUCUGUACAUGAUUCGGCUGAUAAGAAAGGGAAAUUGGAUUAUUUCUAUGCUACAGGGAAUUACUUGUUAUAUAUGUUUGCUAAAAUAUUAAGGCGCCUUAAUAAUAAUAGCUAUGAUGAUAAAUUGAAGGGUAUUUUCUUGAAAAAUACUUUAAAUGCUUCGAUUGAUAAACAAUGCGUAAUGAUUAUUAAUGAUGAUGAAUUUACUCUAAAUAACUUUAUUGAGUAUCUUAAUUUAUUCUCAACAAAUUCAUAUAAUAACCAAAAACAACAGGAUUUCUUUAAUAAAUUUCAUCGAAUUAUUGACAAUGAUUUUAGUCAAACAUUAAUUAAUGAUAAACUACCGAUUUAUAUAAAUGAUGAAUUUAUGGAAUUAAGCAAGUAA